AUGGUCAACAGAGGGGAGGAACAGGGAGCUGACCAGCCUGAACUGGAAUGUUGUGACCUUUCACAGCCCUGGGAUGCAGUGACUUUUGAUGAUGUGCAUGUGAACUUCACUGGAGAAGAGUGGAAUUUGCUGGAUCCUUCCCAGAAGAAUCUCUACAAUGAUGUGAUGUUGGAAACCUACAUGAACCUCAAAGCUAUAGGAUAUAAUUGGGAAGAGUAUCAUCUUAAAGUUCAUUGUCAAAGUAGUAGAAGAAAGGAAAGGUAUACCUUGUGUCAAAAUGGAUCAAAACCAUGUGAGCAUAGAGAUAUUGAAAGAAGCAACAUAAAAUUUUUGUUCUAG
This is a messenger RNA of Apodemus sylvaticus (European woodmouse), 339 nucleotides long. RefSeq names its product zinc finger protein 431-like. The coding region runs from base 1 to 339 and encodes 112 amino acids. NCBI's taxonomy places the organism in Eukaryota, Metazoa, Chordata, Mammalia, Rodentia, Muridae. Gene Ontology annotation, biological process: regulation of DNA-templated transcription. The record is from RefSeq and is a predicted model, not a curated record. The transcript is spliced from 4 exons.